AGGGGUCGACGCAUGCGCUCCAUGGGGUUGGUGCGACCUGGGACCAUGGCGGUGGCGCUAGGUAGCCGAGGCGCGGUACGUCUGCGCCUCCUUUCGGCUUUGAAGUCGGGUAUCUCCGUUCCUAUGACCGGGACCCAGGCUUUUUUCGGCACUGCAGUAACCUCUGCCAAAGUGGCUGUGAAUGGUGUCCACCUGCAUUAUCAGCGGACUGGAGAGGGCGAGCAUGCUGUCUUGCUGCUUCCUGGAAUGUUAGGAAGUGGAGAGACUGAUUUUGGACCUCAGAUUAAAAACCUAAAUAAGAAGCUCUUCACGGUGGUUGCCUGGGACCCUCGAGGAUAUGGACAUUCCAGGCCCCCAGAUCGGGAUUUCCCAGGGGACUUUUUUGAAAGGGAUGCAAAAGAUGCUGUUGAUUUGAUGAAGGCACUGAAGUUUAAGAAGUUCUCUUUGCUGGGGUGGAGUGACGGUGGCAUCACAGCACUCAUUGCAGCCGCAAAACACCCGGCUGACAUCCACAAGAUGGUGGUUUGGGGAGCCAACGCUUAUGUGACUGAGGAAGAUGAAAGGAUUUAUCAAGGUAUCCGAGAUGUUUCUAAGUGGAGUGAGAAAACAAAAAAGCCUCUAGAAACCCUAUAUGGGUAUGAGUACUUUGCAAAAACCUGUGAAAAGUGGGUGGAUGGCAUAAAACAGUUUAAACAUCUUCCAGAUGGUAAUAUCUGCCGGCACUUGCUGCCGCUGAUUCAGUGCCCCACCUUAAUUGUGCAUGGCGAAAAGGAUCCUCUAGUCCCACGUUUUCAUGCUGACUUCAUACACAAACACGUGAGCGGGUCACGUGAGGACACGUGUUCCCUUGGAGAACCAGGUUCAAUGAAUGUCAGUCUGCAAGAAAGUUUAAUGUUGCAUCUGAUGCCAGAAGGCAAACACAACCUCCACUUACGUUUUGCAGAUGAAUUCAACAAGUUGGCACAAGACUUCUUACAAUGAAUAUGUGACCCGGUGAUUCCUUAGCAAGGGCUUCAUCUGCCUGUUGUGGCCUCUGGAACCCACCCCCACACCUCAGUUCACCUUCCCUCCAGACUUUCGGUUCCUCCCCACAACUGCUGCUAAUCCAACAGGGAAAAUGACACUAAAAACAUCCUCCAGGAGCUACAAAAAUUAAAUGACUUUUUCAACAUUAA
Artibeus jamaicensis (Jamaican fruit-eating bat) is the source of this 1175-nucleotide messenger RNA. RefSeq names its product biphenyl hydrolase like (gene BPHL). Lineage: Eukaryota; Metazoa; Chordata; Mammalia; Chiroptera; Phyllostomidae. The record is from RefSeq and is a predicted model, not a curated record. Bases 13 to 981 code for a protein of 322 amino acids. The transcript has 8 exons.